UGUGAGGAAAAUGAAGCUUAUUUAGUUGAACUGCCUAAACUAUUGGCACACAACUAGAAAUUUCAAUCAGUUGAGCUACCCUCUACUGUCUGUGACAGAAAGAAAUUGGCUGCUAGCUAUUUCUGAGGACUAGCUUCUACGUGUUUUUUUUUAAACAUCCUGUAGUUCUUGUCCAGAUUGAUUAUUGCUUGUCAGCACGGCUGGGUCCCAAACAACGGGUUUGUUUCCUUACAUAACCACCCAUUAAGAUUUUGGAAUGUGACUGCGUGAAGGGCUGGCCCCGAAGUGACUACAGUUUCAGCACUUUGUCUAAGCCAAGAUCUGUGUAAUGUAUGGAACAGUAUGUUAAGCCUACUUUAAGUAUCAUUGCACAGAAUCACAGAUGGUAUACGAGGUCAAGAGUGGAUUUGAUGAAACUGGAAGGAGCUGAUUUUCUGCAGCCAAAAUUAAUACUCCAUUUUAUUAGGACCUUUUUCAUUUGAUAUACCCUCUCCAAUCUGAAUCUAUAUACUCACCCCGGCUUUGACAAUGAUGAUAAAGGACACUUCACUGCGCCAGGAUCCAGACCUCAGGAAAGAAUUGGCUUUGCUGGCCCGGGGAUGUGACCUUGUUUUUCCAUCAAGAUUCAAGAAGCGACUGAAGGCGUUCCAGCAAGUUCAGGUUCAAACAAAGAAAGAGAACCUUUUGCCCCCGACACUGAGCGAGUGCAUUCCGAAGUUCUAUUUUCCUCAAGGAUGCCCCAAGAAGACUCUCAAUGUAGAUGCAGUAAUUGCCAGGAUAGAAAAUGUGUUUACUCAGUUUGAAAAUGAAAAGGCUACCUUGGAAGACAUGGGAAAAAUUGCCAAAGUAUGUGAUUGCCCACUGUAUUGGAAAGCCCCGUUGUUUUGUGCUGCUGGUGGGGAAAGAACAGGAUGUGUGUCUGUCCAUAAGUUUGUUGCAACAUGGAGAAAGGUAUUGCAAAACUGCCAUGAUGACGCUUCUAAAUUCCUGUAUCUUCUGUCAAAACCUGGAUGUAACUACUUGGAGCAAGAAGACUUCAUUCCAUUGAUACAGGAUGUGGUGAAUGUGCAUCCUGGAUUAACAUUUCUCAGAGAAGCCACAGAAUUUCACACUCGAUAUGUCACCACGAUCAUACAGAGAAUAUUUUACACAGUAAACAGAUCAUGGACAGGACGAAUAACAUGUACAGAAAUUAGGAAGAGCAACCUUCUGCAGAAUAUAGCCUUAUUGGAAGAGGAAGAUGACAUUAAUCAGCUCACAGAAUUUUUCUCAUAUGAGCACUUUUAUGUGAUCUAUUGCAAGUUCUGGGAACUUGACACUGACCAUGACCUCUACAUUGACCAGAAGGACCUGGCAAGACAUAAUGAUGAUGCGAUAUCAAGUAGAAUGAUAGAAAGAAUUUUCUCUGGAGCAGUUACGAGGCACAGAAAUGCUACAAAAGAAAGAAAAAUUGGUUAUGCAGACUUUGUGUGGUUUUUGAUUUCAGAAGAAGACAAAAAGACAGCAACCAGUAUUGAAUAUUGGUUCCGCUGUUUAGACCUUGAUGGAGAUGGAGUGCUUUCUAUGUAUGAACUGAACUAUUUCUAUGAGGAACAGUGCAAGAAGCUUGAAUGCAUGUCCAUUGAACCAUUGCCUUUUGAGGACUGCCUCUGUCAAUUGCUCGAUCUUGUUAAGCCAGAAUGUGAAGGAAAAAUCACACUUCAUGAUCUGAAGAAAUGCAAGAUGGCAAAUAUAUUUUUUGACACCCUUUUUAACAUCGACAAGUACUUGGAGCAUGAGCAGAAGGAUCCUUUUUCUAUCCAGAGGCAGGAUGUGGAGAAUGAUGGACCGGAAAUGACUGACUGGGAGCGGUAUGCUUUAAAUGAGUAUGAAAAUCUGGUGGCUGAGGAAGCAGCGAACGAAAACAGGAAUGAUGGAGACUCAGAACUAUCUGACUACUAAAAGAUACUGCUCUUCUAAAGAAACAAUGUGAAGAUCCCUUUGAAAUGAGUGUCCUAAUAAUCAGCAUCAAACGCACGAGUUUGGAAGGUCAAUGUUAAAGGAGAUUCUGAAGUGCACAGUGUGGAGUCUUUUUCUAUAGGUUAACGUUAUUUAUCAGCAUACAUUAAAAAUUAGUUGUUAGAUGUGAAAGUGACAGUGCAGCAGGUCUGCUUUGAAGAAUUUUGAAAUAAAAUUAAAAUCUGUAUACAGAUGCUCCCUGCCCCUAUCCCCAGGUUGUCUACAAUUGGUAAAUUGUUUUUACUUCAUUUGUAGUUUGAUUUGCCAUCUAAAGUUCUGUUUUGUUUUUUCAAUUUCAAAGUUUGAGAACUGAUGUCAAAAACGUUAGACAAAGAUGAGUGUGUUUGAGCUGCUUGCUCAUCUUCCUGGGAGUGCAGACUGUAUUUACUGUGCAGUUAGCCACAAUGUACUUGACUAAUUCUGGAGUAAAUAUGAUCUCUGUAGUUGACUGAAGGAGUAAUUGGGUUCAAAAGCUAUGCCUGAUUUUUAAAUAUAAAAAGCAAUAUUAUGCAGCUAAGACACCAGGGUAAGAUACAGGUGAUAAUUCAGUGGUUCUUUUUUUUGAGUAGUGUUGGUAAACAAUGAAGCUAAAUGAAAAGCCAUAAAAACUGAUGCUCCAUGCAGCAAUUAUUUGUUAGACAUAGAAAAUUGGUGUGUGGCAUUUAAAAAUAAUAGUAUGGAUUUAUGCCGCUUUUAGAACCUGAAGCUGCUUGUGUGUACUGCAGUCGUGAUACUUUGAUAAUUGUGACAUUUCAAUAAUCUGGAUGCCUUAAAAUUCACAGUACAAUAAUUAGUCAUUUCUAUUGCCUGCCAUUCAAUUCCUGUUUGAAUCAACUGUCACAACAUUCCACAAGAACAAAAAUAAAUCAUCACUGAUUUAUGAACUAUUGCCCAGUAGUCACUGUGCACUGACCUCAAAUGUGCCUUGUGUUCAAAGGUUAAGAUUUUUACAUUAAAUAUUUGAAAUGAAAUUUUACUGUAGCAAACUUCUAAGUUAUUAGAAUCUGGUGUACAUAUUUAAUCUGUGUAUAAUUUGUAGAGCCUUGCAGUGUAUAUUUGUGUUGAGCAAAUUCAUACAGUACUUUUGUGUUGAGAUCACAAUCUCAUGCAGUUUUCAAAAUAAAAGAGAUGUUUCAGU
Messenger RNA from Mobula hypostoma (lesser devil ray), 3136 nucleotides. It is a transcript of the gene ppp2r3b, whose product is annotated as protein phosphatase 2, regulatory subunit B'', beta. Gene Ontology annotation, cellular component: protein phosphatase type 2A complex. Gene Ontology annotation, molecular function: protein phosphatase regulator activity; calcium ion binding. Bases 529 to 1941 code for a protein of 470 amino acids. The transcript has 14 exons. The record is from RefSeq and is a predicted model, not a curated record. Lineage: Eukaryota; Metazoa; Chordata; Chondrichthyes; Myliobatiformes; Myliobatidae. Gene Ontology annotation, biological process: protein dephosphorylation.